GCGGGACAUUGCGAACAUCCCACAAACAUGGAACGGCAGCAUGACGAGGGCUUCAGCCUCCUAGAAGACCACGAAAUCGACGAGGCGAAGCGGUUCACGCCUUCACACAACCCAUGCCGACGCUCAAGCGCGCGCCCAGCAUGGUGCCAUAUCCUCCGCCGUCGGCGAAUUGCCCUCGUUCUGUUGUUUGUCACAUUCCUCAUUGGUGUCGGCGUCGUCCUCGUCACGCUGGUCCUCAAACUGAAGGACACGACGGUGGUAUUGCAAAGGCUGCAUUUACCUGACGUGUGCAACAAGACGUCGUUGGGUGCAGCAACACUGGAAUUCAGCAACCCGUCGUACUGCCAACCCGUGAUCGGGCCCAUUGCCGUCGUUGUCGACGCCGCCAACGGCAACAGUUCAACGAGGUUACUGAAUAUCGCUGUUCCUGAGUUUCCACUUGCUUCAGGCUCGUCCGUAGUUACGUCGAGCAUUACAUUCUCCAUCGUUGCGAACGCGUCGACGUGGCAGGAGGUGCUCUUCUCGAGCCCAGCACCACCGACGUUGUCUAUGACCGGCCACAUUCCCGUCCGUCUGUCGUGCUUACUGGUGCCGAUCACUGUGAUUCUAGACAUCCAUGACGUGCUUCAUGAGCCGUCGUCGGCGUCUUUCUCGUUGUCUGCGCUUUUCACUCGCGCGCUCUUCCAGCCCUUCGCCUCGCCAACGGACGGCGACAGCUUUGACAUUGCCGCCCGAGUGCGCCAGAUGAUUCAUGACAUUUUUCAGUCCAUUGCUCUCUCCGAAGGUCAUUUGGAGCAGGACAAAGACGGCGUGUAUCUCUUCACAGACGUCACGUUCCAGUACUCGUCCAGCAUCCAAUGGUCCCUCCCCGACUUGAGUUUCCAACUCAUCGAGUCGAACGCUGCCAACACAACCAAGUCGAAUGCAACGAUCUUGACCGCGGCGCUCUACGGCUUCACGCUCGGCGCUGGCGCCACGCACUUGGAUUCGUUUGCGUACCUCCGCCACGCCGACUCGCAGCCACUCCUGGAUGCCGUCACAACCUACCUCCGCGGCGACGAUGUCCAUCUCCAAGUUGUCGGCAACGACCCGCUCUCGGCGUGCUUUGCCCAGCGUCUGUGGAACGACAUGCACUACUCGUUCAAGAUCCCCGGCACCAUGGACGGCAAACCUGCGUUCUUGCGGCAGUACACCUUGGACCCGACCCUCAAGAAGCUCGACUCGACAACGCACACUUGCGACCUCCGAGUCGACGUCAACUUGACCAUCCACAACCCGUUGCCGUUCGAGCUGGUCCUGCGGCACGUUCAGUUCGACGUGCUGUAUCGGAACGUGAGUGAACCCCAGCACAAGCUCAUGGGGACUGCCGUCGACGUCACGGCGGUCGACUGGAAGAGCCACAUGGUGAACGACGUCGCGUUCAGCAUUGUCGUGACCGAUUUCGACGUGUGCGAAGACCUGUUGGUCCUGUUCCUGAACGAUGCCCUGGCGUUUGCGAUUCAGCGGGGGAACUUGACGCUCGAGUUUGCGGGGGGGAAAGCAUUCGACAUUCCCUUUCAAGUCGAUGACAUCCGCGUGCAUCCGCCGCCAGACGACAGCGCCAAGAUGGCGAUGCCAGACAUCGUGGAACAAGAGGAUAGGAUUCCACUCGGCAAUGUUGUUGUAGCACGUUAGGAAGUCGCAUGUAGUAGUAAAGUCGGCAACCUGUGUAUGUGUGUUGGUUGAGAUCGCCAUGUGAGCACGCGCAAGUGGCGACGUCUCUGUCGGACUCUCUCUGUCGUCGUCGCGGUGUCCUG
Molecule: messenger RNA, 1796 nt
Organism: Aphanomyces invadans
Lineage: Eukaryota; Oomycota; Saprolegniomycetes; Saprolegniales; Verrucalvaceae
Exons: 1
Coding region: 28-1674 (548 amino acids)
Source: RefSeq, a predicted model, not a curated record